UCCUAUUGUUGCCGGAAGUGACGUUCGGGUUCGGGGCUUAAAGGGGACGCACUUUUACCCCCGCGUGUACGAUUCGCCAGAGGCGCCCAGCUUCUCCGUCUGCGGCCCGCGCCCCUCUGCAGCCCCCGGCCUCGGCGGCCUCCCGCUCGGCCUCGGGCCGGGACCGGCCUUGGAGCGGACGCUCAGCGGGGUGAAAAAUUAGAUUUCAAAGGCUGAAGCUGAAUGUAAAUGUUAAAUAAUGGCAACUGGUGACUUAAAAAGAAGCUUACGGAACCUAGAGCAAGUGCUUCGCUCUCUAAAUUAUCCUAAUGAGGUGGAUUGUAUGGGCUUGGUGAAGGGGGAUCCGGCAGCAUGUCUGCCCAUCAUCAGCUAUUCCCUCACCUCAUACUCACCUUACGUAGCAGAACUUCUGGUGGAGUCCAAUACAGAGCUCGUGGCAAAGAACGACUUGCGCUUUGUGGAUACUGUCUAUAAGCUUCUUCGUGAUCAAUUUAAUUAUAAACCAAUCUUGACAAAAAAGCAGUUUCUCCAGUGUGGGUUUGCAGAAUGGAAAAUCCAAAUCAUUUGUGAUAUUUUGAAUUGUGUGAUGAGAAAGCACAAGGAGUUAAAUAGUCUUGAGAAGGCUCCAUCACAACAUAGAAAGAAAAUCAGUUCUGGUAGGUCAGCACCUUCUUCAAGCAGUGAGAAGACAUCUACAGAAACGGUUGGCGUUGACAUUGGUGGCAGGUUUAUGACUUCAGGGAAGAAGAAAGCUGUGGUGAUCCGUCACCUCUAUGACGAAGAUGGUGUUGAAAUUCCUGAAGAUGCGCGAACUGCAGAUACAGAUGUUAAUGAAGCAUUUGACGUGUGUGAUGUACAGGCCACUGAAAUAAAGAUUCCUGAAGGAAAGGAAGCUGAAAUCAAGUCUGAGCAACAGGGCAUAAAAGUUCAUCCUGAGAUUACUGUACUGCAGACCCGGCUUGCUGACUGCGAGGAAAAGCUUAAAAAACUGACUUGGAUAGAGAGUAGAUUAGACUCUUUGGAAGAAAAAGUGAAAGGAAAAAUACUGGUAAAUGAAAAAAGCUGGAGUAAUCUUCUAAGUCGUGUCACUCUUCUUGAAACAGAAAUGCUUUUGUCUAAAAAGCGCAGUGCAUACAGAGAGUUCAGUGAGGUGAAUGAAGACUGUGCUAGUACCGACAUGGAUAUUCUGAAUCUUGAUAGAAACAAAGAGGAGGGGCAACCAAGUAUUCCCCUGCCCUCUGGCUGCAGUGCAGUGUCACCAGAUUCAGCUCCCGGAAGUUCGGUUGUUAAUUACUGUGGUUUGAAAGGAAUUUCAGAGGAAACAACAAUGCAGAAAAUUGAAAGGAUGAAAAAAAUGUUUGAAGAAACUGCAGAGUUACUGAAAUGUCCAAAUCACUAAUGACAAAAUUUCCUGCAUGAACUUCUUUAGGACUUGGCUACUGUCCAUGUUGUAUAUUUUAAGAAUUAUCUACAAAUUUUAAUAUGCUGCAACAUUUUUUAGUAAGGAUAUGAAUUCUACUUGGUAUCUGAGCUUUUUUUCAUUCAAUAUUAAAUAAAUAAGUAGUUUUGCUCUA
Messenger RNA from Manis javanica (Malayan pangolin), 1574 nucleotides. It is a transcript of the gene CEP44, whose product is annotated as centrosomal protein 44. NCBI's taxonomy places the organism in Eukaryota, Metazoa, Chordata, Mammalia, Pholidota, Manidae. The record is from RefSeq and is a predicted model, not a curated record. Gene Ontology annotation, biological process: centriole replication; centriole-centriole cohesion. Gene Ontology annotation, cellular component: centrosome; spindle pole.